GGAGUUCAGGCACUGCCCCUUCUUCAGGUCUGAGGUGCUGCUGCAUAUAAAAAGCACCAGCAGGUGACGGCUGCGUCUGCAGGUCUGAUCUCCAGCAGGCAGAGAGUUCAGAAUGUACGGACACAACCAAGGAAACCCGUAUCCCCCUGGUUACCCCAACCAUCCUCAGGAGAUGCCGGGAGGAUAUCCUAACUGUCCUCCAGGCGCUGUCCCACCACCUCACGGCCCUCCUCACGGCCCUCCUCACGGCCCUCCUCAUGGCCCUCCUCAUGGCCCUCCUCAUCCCCAUGGCCCACAUGGAGGCUAUCCUGGGCAUGGACCCGGACCUGGUUAUGGACCUGGACCUGGUUAUGGACCUGGACCUGGUUAUGGACCUGAACCUGGACCUGGUUUUGGACCUGGGCCUGGUUAUGGGCCUGGACCUGGUUAUGGUCAAGGCCACGGACAUGACCAUGGACAUGGACAUGGACAUGGACACGGACACGAACAUGGACACGAACACGGACAUGGGCACAAGGACAAGCACAAGCACAAGCAUGGUCACAAGCAUGACAAAUCUCACAAGAAAGGAAACAAGAGCCAUGGGUCCUCCAGCAGCUCCAGCAGCGACUCUGAUUAGAUGAAAGUUCUUGGAAGUGAGAGAGAGCUGAAACCUAGAAAUCUUCAUCCUCCUAUCAUAUCGUCACCCCCCUGCCGACAGCUUCUUCAUGUAUAAGCUUAAAAAUACAUUGUGUCAAUCUAAACCAACCUAACAAAAACCAUCUGGAUUUAUCUUUUAAAAAUGUUGAUUGUAGAAAUGUGUAUUUAGCUUUAAUAUUUUAAUUUUGUCAUCUGAAUCUAUAGUUAUUGUUAAAUGAACAACAUUUUGAAUAUCAUUGAUGGUCACUGUGACUUUCUAAUGUGCAACAUGCAUAAACUUUGGUCUGAGACACAUUACAGACAUUGCAUUCAUGACUGUGUUUGUAACAAAAAAAUAAAAGAUUUCUUAGUACAAUGACAACA
Acanthochromis polyacanthus (spiny chromis) is the source of this 1002-nucleotide messenger RNA. RefSeq names its product holotricin-3-like. The transcript has 3 exons. Lineage: Eukaryota; Metazoa; Chordata; Actinopteri; Pomacentridae. The record is from RefSeq and is a predicted model, not a curated record. The coding region runs from base 113 to 619 and encodes 168 amino acids.